UUUGGAGCUUGGAAGCAAUUUUCUCAAAAAAGAAGGAAAAAAGAAAAAGGAGAUGAGAGAAAAAAGACGCGCUCACUAGAAGUGAAAGCGAUCGCGAGCCAAAGGGAGAGAAAAAGAGAGGGAGAAGGGAGGGGGACGGGGAAAAAAGAGAGAAAUAAUUUGGGGAUAAAAAGAACAUUUCAGUAUUGACAGAAGCGAGGGAGAGAGACGAAGAUGGACAAUAGAAACGUGGUGGUUUGCGACAGUGGCACAGGGUAUGUGAAGUGUGGCUUUGCUGGAGAAAAUUUCCCGUCCUCGGUAUUCCCUUGUGUGGUUGGAAGGCCGCUGCUUCGUUACGAAGAGUCGCUCACCGAGCAAGCAGUGAAGGAUAUUGUUGUGGGUGAAGCUUGUGCAGACUUGCGACACCAACUUGACAUAUCUUACCCUGUUAGCAAUGGAAUUGUGCAAAACUGGGAAGAUAUGGUCCAUGUAUGGGACCAUGCUUUUUUUAAUGAACUGAAGAUAGAUCCAACAGAUUGCAAAAUUUUACUCACAGAUCCACCUCUUAAUCCUUCAAAAAACCGUGAACAAAUGAUAGAAACCAUGUUCGAGACUUACAAUUUUAGUGCUGUUUUCAUUCAAAUCCAAGCUGUUUUGACAUUGUAUGCCCAAGGAUUGCUCACUGGCCUUGUUAUUGACUCUGGUGAUGGUGUCACUCAUGUGGUGCCAGUUGUAGAUGGUUACUCAUUUCCACAUCUCACGAAGAGAAUGAAUGUAGCUGGCAGACACAUAACAUCUUAUCUUGUUGAUCUACUCUCUCGAAGAGGGUAUGCAAUGAAUAAGAAUGUGGAUUUUGAAACUGUAAGGGACAUAAAAGAGAAGCUCUGUUAUAUCAGCUAUGAUUACAAGCGUGAGUACCAGUUAGGUCUAGAAACUACCAUUCUGGUCAAGAAUUACACUCUGCCAGAUGGAAGGGUAAUCAAAGUUGGAACUGAACGAUUUCAGGCACCUGAGGCUCUCUUCACUCCAGAACUCAUUGAUGUUGAAGGUGAUGGCCUGGCUGACAUGGCUUUUCGGUGCAUUCAAGAAAUGGAUAUUGACAACAGGAUGAUGCUUUACCAACAUAUUGUUCUUAGUGGUGGGAGCACUAUGUAUCCAGGAUUGCCCAGUCGCUUGGAGAAGGAAAUUCUUGACCGCUACCUAGACGUAGUCUUGAAGGGAAAUAAGGAUGGACUAAAGAAGCUACGUUUGAGAAUUGAAGAUCCUCCGAGAAGAAAGCAUAUGGUAUAUCUAGGAGGUGCAGUGCUUGCAGGAAUCAUGAAGGAUGCACCAGAAUUCUGGAUAACCAGGCAGGACUACAUGGAGGAGGGGCUCAACUGUUUAAGCAAGUGCGGGCAGGCGUGACCAAAUGACAAAUUAAUGCCAUCACCAAAAUGGGAGAAGAUGGUGCACGAGAAACGGGAUUCCUCGGCAUAUGUUUAAUGUGUACAUGUCAUAACUAUAUUCUUGUAAUCGAUGUAAUCUGAACAAAACGAAACACCACCACCAAAGUCACUGAAUGCGUAAAAUAACAAAUUGAGAUAUAAUGUCGUUCUCGGUAGUUUCCCGUCUCCUAGAGGAAUGAUGCGCUUGAUGAUCAGAACUGUACU
Molecule: messenger RNA, 1628 nt
Organism: Asparagus officinalis (garden asparagus)
Lineage: Eukaryota; Viridiplantae; Streptophyta; Magnoliopsida; Asparagales; Asparagaceae
Product: actin-related protein 2
Exons: 15
Coding region: 214-1383 (389 amino acids)
Biological process (GO): Arp2/3 complex-mediated actin nucleation
Cellular component (GO): actin cortical patch; Arp2/3 protein complex
Molecular function (GO): actin filament binding
Source: RefSeq, a predicted model, not a curated record